AUGGAGAUGGCAAAUAAGCAACGCAAAGUGCUUAGACACUUGAAAUUUACUCGGCUCUGCACUUGGCUGCUCUCUUUCUUUGCCAUUUUGCCCUCACGCCAAUCUUUCAACUAUGGUGAAGCUCUCUCAAAAAGUCUCCUCUAUUUCGAAUCGCAACGUUCUGGGCGGUUACCAUACAAUCAAAGAGUCGUUUGGCGAUACCAUUCAGGCCUCACCGAUGGCCUAGAACAAGGAGUAGACUUGGUUGGAGGUUACUAUGAUGCUGGGGACAACGUCAAAUUCGGUCUGCCAAUGGCAUUCACUAUAACAAUGCUAUCAUGGUCUGUUAUUGAAUAUAGCGAGCAGAUUUCCGGUGCCGGAGAGUAUGAACACGCGCUAGAGGCAAUCAAAUGGGGAACAGAUUAUUUCAUCAAAGCUCAUACUCACCCCCAUGUCUUAUGGGCUGAGGUGGGAGAUGGUGACACCGAUCAUUACUGUUGGCAGCGGCCGGAGGACAUGACAACGUCACGGCAUGCCUACAAGGUUGACGAGAACAACCCAGGAUCAGACAUCGCAGGGGAGACCGCGGCAGCAAUGGCGGCAGCGUCCAUUGUGUUUAGGAAAACAAACCCACACUACUCCCACCUACUAUUGCACCAUGCAGAACAAUUGUUUGAGUUUGGUGACAAGUACAGAGGGAAAUAUGAUGAGAGUGUUAAGGUGGCGAAGGGGCACUACACGUCGGUGAGUGGCUACAUGGACGAGUUGUUAUUAAUAUUACCGAUCCCUUUUAGUUUCUUAAACUCAUUUGAUAAUCUGAAUUUCUUCAUAUUAUCUUUGCAGCUGCUAGCCGGAAAAAGCCACAGAAAACACCAGCACAUCCUUAAUGAAUACCGUUCCAGGGCAGAAUACUACCUCUGUGCUUGCCUUAACAAAAAUAACGUGACUAACGUGCAGCGGACCCCAGGCGGCUUACUUUACAUUCGCCAAUGGAACAACAUGCAAUAUGUAUCAACUGCAGCAUUUCUUCUCACGACUUACUCCGACCAUCUUCAAGCCUCUAAUCAACGGCUGCAAUGCGAUCAAGGUACACUGGACCCGUCAGAUAUCUUCAAGUUUGCCAAAUCACAAGUUGAUUACAUAUUAGGUUACAAUCCAAUGGGGAUGAGCUACUUGGUUGGAUAUGGUGCAAAGUACCCUGCAAGGGUUCACCACAGAGGAGCAUCUAUUGAAUCAUAUAAAGAGCAAAAGGAUUUCAUUGGAUGCAUGCAGGGAUAUGAUAUCGGGUACAGCCGACAAGGUCCGAAUCCUAAUGUUCUCACCGGAGCUUUGGUCGGUGGUCCUGACAUGAAGGAUCAGUUCAGGGAUGAAAGGGAAAACUACAUGCAAACUGAGGCCUGCACGUACAACACUGCGACUCUUGUAGGAGUUUUUGCUAAAUUGCACUGGCUGGAAAAGGAUUAUUUGUCUGCUAAUCCAUCAUUAUUUGCUUACAGAAGAUAAUUGUAUAAUUUCUCCUUCAUCAAAUAAAAGAGAACCACACGAAGAUUUUGGCUGUCAUCCAUGGAGAUGGCAGUCUUAAAUUUAGAUCCAAGGUUCGCAUAAUAGUUGAGAUAACGAUAUGGUC
This is a messenger RNA of Populus euphratica (Euphrates poplar), 1606 nucleotides long. RefSeq names its product endoglucanase 11-like. The transcript has 6 exons. Gene Ontology annotation, biological process: carbohydrate metabolic process. The record is from RefSeq and is a predicted model, not a curated record. Bases 1 to 1482 code for a protein of 493 amino acids. Gene Ontology annotation, molecular function: hydrolase activity, hydrolyzing O-glycosyl compounds. NCBI's taxonomy places the organism in Eukaryota, Viridiplantae, Streptophyta, Magnoliopsida, Malpighiales, Salicaceae.